Zerene cesonia (dogface butterfly) is the source of this 2553-nucleotide messenger RNA. Its product is annotated as O-acyltransferase like protein-like. The transcript has 13 exons. The record is from RefSeq and is a predicted model, not a curated record. Lineage: Eukaryota; Metazoa; Arthropoda; Insecta; Lepidoptera; Pieridae. The coding region runs from base 193 to 2553 and encodes 786 amino acids.
GCAACGAACGCGCACGCUGAAACGAAUUAAUAAAAGUUAAACAUAUUAUGUAAAAUGUAUAUAAGAGUGUAUUAUAUUGUUUUAGUUUUUUCGAGUUUCACAAAUUGUGCAAAUGUUAUUUCGCGCCAAAAUACAUAUUUAAAAAAAGAGUCCCGCGAAAAGUCAAAGACCAUACACGCUCAUGAACAAUUAAUGGACAAUUUGUUUGUAGUCUAUGAUCCUUCUUUUCUUGCGCUGGUGUGGCCGAAAAUAAAAAAUGGUGUACAUUUGAGUUUGGAUAGGUAUUGUUGGACGGAAUUGAGUGUGUUUUUCAGAGAUUAUUUGGAUGGACAUGCUUGGGCAUAUAAAACCGCGGAUGCAUCAGGCAGGUAUUCCGCAUCAUUCUUCACGGGCAACAAGUUCUGGCUGGGGUCGAAGCAACAAUGCCAGAUGUUGAACGAUGCGUAUGAGUCGCAUGAACAAGAUGAGACAUGGGGAGAGUUUUACAACAGGGACUACCUCAAGACGUUGCUCAAGGGGGACACAAAUUUUGGGCGGAACCAGCAGGACUGGCACGCGCUGGUCCAGCGGGACGAGCUGGUGCGGCGACUGGUGCGCGCGGACAACGCGCCGCCCUUCACCCUCGCAUACUCCGUGCUGCAGCUGCAGCUCAACCUCACCAGCCUGGCUUUGGCUAAGUCAUACGAUGUGACGCUGGGGGUCUGUCUGCCAAGAUCCUGCGCAUCUGAAGACAUUGUCUCAAUUAUAAACUUCUCGAUCAUGCUGAACGACCACUUGAAGUACAACAACUCUCUCACCAGAUCGAUUAAAAUCACUUCUAUUAGAGAAAUACAAGGUUACGACAUUAAAGACGACGUGGUCGCCGUCCUGACCAUCCUCAUAACAAUAACUUUCAUCCUCCUAUCUGUAAUAGCCACAUUGGUAGAUCUCGAUGUAUUCGCAUUAAAACAUCAAACUUUAAACCUAAAUAAACCUAACAAUAACGUUGAAACAACGAAAACAAUCACACGGCCAGUUAUAGUAGACGCUGUAAUGAAGAACGCGAAUAAUGCUGGAACGCUAAAACUAUGCGAUGCAAAACUGCCUCCUUCGAUUACGCUGGGCGUAGUAAACAUGGAGGGGACCGGGAACUGCAGGCGAUGCGGGAAAUACAGGAAGCAGUGCGCUAUAUCGAGACAGUUCGAUAACUUCCCGCCGUGUCCGCGGAUGAAGUUCAACUCGUGCGCAAGCUCCAACGCGGAGAUCAAGAAAACUAACGGGCUCGUGAAGGAUCUGCUGCUUAGUUUCUCGAUAAAGCACAGCUGGAUGAGGGUGUUCAAUACCAACAUGGCGAACAAGGAUCUCGCGGUGAUACACGCUGUCAAAAUUGUCGCCACCUUUUGGAUCAUUUUCAUACACGUAGCUGUCGCUGUUAGCUACGUUUCGAAUAGCGGCGAUGUCAAUGAUCCUGGUAAUAUGUAUUACAAUAUAAUGGCAACAGGGACACUCGCGUUUGAUGCUCUUUUCUUUGUAAGCGGUAUAUUCAGCGCGCACCACUUUUUCUACCUGAAGGGGCGCUACAGCAGCGAGGAGGUGCUGCGCUGUUCGGGGCCGUGCGGGCAGCUCUCGCAGCUCAUCUGUUUCAUCAUCAAUCGAGCUAUCCGGCUGCUCCCUCCCUACGUGUUCGCGAUAUUCAUAUCAUCGGUGGCGUCCCGCGCGGGGCGCUCGGGCUCCGCGCUCGGGGGCGGCGCCCCCGACACGUGCCACCAGCACUGGUGGCGGAACUUGUUGUAUGUCACCAACUUGUACCCGAGGGAGGAACAGUGCAUGCAAGUGUCGUGGUACCUGUCGAGCGAGGCGCAGCUGCACGCGGGCGGCGCGGCGCUGAGCGCGGCGCUGGCGGCGCGCGAGCGGCCCGCGCUGGCGCUCGCCGCGCUGCUGCUGCUCGCCGCCCCCGCGCUCGACCUGCUCACCCCCCGCGGUACUCUCCUCCGUGAGGGGUACGCAUGGGAGGGGCACGUGUGGAGUCACGCGGCGCCCUACUUGCUGGGGGUGCUCACAGGCUGGCUCGUGCACCGUAUAGACGGCCUGCUCACUGUACCUAAGAUGUGGUCAAUAUCGCUGUGGGUGUGGUCGUUUUGUGCGGCGCUCGGCUCGUGCGCGCUGCCGUGGGUGGAGGUGUGGGGGGCGUGGGGUGCGGGGGCUGCGGGGGCUGCGGGCGGAGCGGGGGCCGAGUGGGUCACCGCGUGGCUACAUCUGCUGUGGCCCGCUGCGGGGAUCUGGCCAGCUGUGGUUUGCUCAACGAAGUACGCGUACCGCACGCGGCAGCUGCUGGACAGCCGCGCGUGGUGCGGCGCGAGCCGGCUGUGCUACGGCGCGCUGCUGCUGCACGGCGCCGCCGCCAGCGCGCUGCUCGCCGCCGACACCGCGCUCUGCGCCUCCUUCUCCUGCCUCCUAUGUUACUACCUGGGCGUGACGGCGGCAACGCUGGGUGGCGCGUUCUGUCUGUGCGUGUUGGUGGAGAUGCCGACCUGCUCCUUCCUCACCAGGCUCUCCGACUAUGUGUACCGAUAG